GCUGAACUGCUCCAGAUGUCCUCCAUCCGCCGAGUUUACCUCAAACUGCCCGCCAGGUCCAGACCGGCGGAAGUGACGACACGGGAGGGGCUGGACCUCCGGUACGCACCUUGUUUGCCAGUUGCUCGCGGCGAGGAGGAAGUGCGUCACGACAACAUGGUGCGGCCUGAGAGAACGGUGUUGAACGCGGCUCCGGGCGUCGCCGACUUCAGGGGAAAUGACAGCUCAUUGUUAUCAGUACUGAAGACACUGCUGUUUUUCACGUUCCUAAUGAUUGCUUUACCAAUUGGGUUGUACUUUGGAACAAAGUCUUAUGUCUUUGAAGGUACACUUGGGAUGUCAAAUAGAGACAGCUACUUCUAUGCUGCUAUAGUUGCAGUUGUGGCUGUUCAUAUUGUGCUGGCCUUGUUUGUAUACGUAGCAUGGAAUGAAGGCUCAAAGCAAUGGCGGGAUGGCAAACAGGAUUAAGUGCGGCUUCAUUUGGAUCAAGCAUGAGGCAGCUGGCGUUUAAACUAAUUCUAGGGGACGGUCAAAUUGAAGAGGCAGAGGAACAACUGAGAGGUGUAUACCGGACACAUUGGACUUUUUGUUUAGGAUCGGAAGGAUUGGUGCAAAGUAAAAGAAAAAUGGAAGUUACAGUAGCUGAAUUUGACUUUCAAAUGCAAUGUCUAUCUGAUCUAUGUUCCCGAUCUAUGUGAUUUCUUCACCGGUUGAGAUUCAAGAUAUGCCCUUUAAAUGUACACCAUUUACACUUUCAGACAGUAUAACCUAGAACUUGAAAGGUCACUCUGUUUACCUUUAACACACCACUUUAACACUGACCUAUUUAAAAUUGGAGUAAGGAAUUGUCAUUUGUUCAAAGAACCAAAUAUCAAAACACAAACCUUCCUGGUGCACUAGACAUGAAAUGGUGAAUAAUGAAUAUUCUUUCCAACUCAUAUCUACUUGUACCUACAUUUGUUGUUGUGAUGUAAGUUAUCUUCUCAAUCGUAGAUUCAACGAAAGUAAUAGUGUUACCAGCAAUAAAACCGAAGAUACAUUUUAGCAUAUUGCUUAAAAGUUUUGUUAGAGUAUAUGAAAGUCUUCUCGGUGUUCCAGAAUAUCAUUUAUAUAUGAAAUUGUUUUGGAAUUGUAAAAAUCCAAAAGGCUAUUCAGACUUGCCUUUUUCACCCUAAUCCUUGAAGGUGGCCAGUAGAAAGUGAAAUGCUUCCAAAUAAUUUGUAUUUUAGGGUGAGAUCCUUCUCAAGGAGAACAGUUGUCUUUCAGCUGCAACAAACAUUGAAACCAAGCUAUGUUGUUUAUAUCGUGGCUCAAAAGGUGGGGAUGGUGUGGUCUUGUGGAAAGGUUGCAUCAGGGCUCUCAUUGUACGAAGAGCAAUAACCAGUGUGGCCCAGCAGUUUGAACAUGUCUCCCAAUUUUUCGAAGACCAGGACCAGAGCUAAUUAUUAAUUUGUCUCUGUCUCCAGAAUAUUUGCAUGAAACAUGUUAAAAAUGGGUUUUGAAAAGCUGGUCUAGCUAUAAAGCUUUUCUCUCAUUCUCACCUGUGAAGGACUGAACUUCCUUCAAAACUGAUGAGUUUCUAUUGUGAGACUCAAAGUCCAAAUGAACAAACCUGAAGACUAUGAACCGUGUCUUACAGCCAAGAACGUACAUAAUUGAGAUGGACAAUACUUUGAAAUAGACCUGUGUAUGGACUAUAUUGUAGUUUAAAACUUGCUCCUUUUGAUAUUGUGGAAAACCCUCAGCAAAAAUUGAGAAUAAAGAAUUAGGCAGGAAAAUUAACAUUUGAGUUGUCAAGUUUAAUCCUUGUCCAUAAUUAAUGCUGUUCCACAAGGAGCUAGUGUUCUUAUGUAACUACUAUGAAGCAGUUAAAAGGUUUGAAACAAGUCUGUAAUUUGUCUAAAUAGAGUGUUUUACACGAGGAGAAUUUAGCAAAAAUAUUUUGCACAGAGACUGAUUGCUGUAGUUUUUGCUGAUGUCUGGUAUUGUUUUUAAUUUACUUGCAUCGGUAGAGAAAUAAUAAGUGAGAAAUUCUAAUUUGCUUUAACUUUCCCAUUUCUGUCCCUUCCCUCAGAAGGCGGAAUAAUCUUGGUUGCCUAAUGAUGGAAUUUGUUUUGUGAAACAUGGAAAAAUGAAAAUGUUUUUUAUAAUCUAUGUUACAAAAUCUGAUUAUAAUGUGAGAAGUAUUUACAAUUGUACUUCCCUCAUAUGUCUGAAAUUAAAUGUAUACUUUAAUACUGUAUAA
Molecule: messenger RNA, 2245 nt
Organism: Hypanus sabinus (Atlantic stingray)
Lineage: Eukaryota; Metazoa; Chordata; Chondrichthyes; Myliobatiformes; Dasyatidae
Gene: vma21
Product: vacuolar ATPase assembly factor VMA21
Exons: 3
Coding region: 16-468 (150 amino acids)
Biological process (GO): vacuolar proton-transporting V-type ATPase complex assembly
Cellular component (GO): endoplasmic reticulum membrane
Source: RefSeq, a predicted model, not a curated record